Vigna unguiculata (cowpea) is the source of this 2036-nucleotide messenger RNA. Its product is annotated as cell number regulator 13-like. Gene Ontology annotation, biological process: cell surface receptor signaling pathway. Lineage: Eukaryota; Viridiplantae; Streptophyta; Magnoliopsida; Fabales; Fabaceae. The record is from RefSeq and is a predicted model, not a curated record.
CGAGGGUGGCAUUGUCGUAAUAACAGGUUAAGACGGAGGGUACUUUGGUUGUGUGAGGUGGCAUCACAUGCGGUCAAGCUCUGCACUGCACAAAACAGCACCGAACCGAAACUGUGAGCGAUAAGAGCAAGAGAGAGACAAAGAGUGAUUCAGAAGCGCUCCUUUGCGCAUAGCAAUGUCUGUCAUCACCUGAAUUCUAUGCUCCUUUUUUCCUCUCUUCUCUUUCGUGUAAGUAAGGCUCCUCACAAGCCAAUGUUAACGAAAACAGUAACCACUCGCUGCAUUUGCGUCUGAUUGAUGCAUUCCGUGAGAUGAAAAUGUUUGAGAUCUCAAAGCCAAUGCUAUUUUUUGAGGAACAUUUUCUGCGGAAUGCUUGAUCCGGCCUGAAACAUUCAUUUCCUGUUUCGCCUGCCUCGUCUUGGUUUCCUGUUUCGCCUCGUCUUCGACUUUCGCUGUGGGACUGUGUGAGUGGAGCAGUCAAUUUUAUUAUUAGUUAAAGGUUGACUUGCAGAGAGCAUGGCGUCAUGGGAUCAAAUAGGGGAUCUUGCGAAUGUGGCCCAGUUGACUGGUGUAGACGCUGUGAAGCUGAUUGGGAUGAUUGUGAGAGCUGCAAGCACUGCACGGAUGCAUAAGAAGAACUGCAGGCAGUUUGCACAGCAUCUGAAGUUGAUUGGGAAUUUGCUGGAGCAGCUCAAGAUCUCAGAGCUGAAGAGGUACCCAGAAACUAGGGAGCCUCUGGAGCAGUUGGAAGAUGCCCUCAGAAGGUCUUAUAUAUUGGUCAAUAGUUGUCAGGACCGUAGCUACCUCUAUCUGCUGGCUAUGGGCUGGAACAUUGUUUAUCAGUUCAGGAAGGCUCAGAAUGAAAUUGAUAGAUACCUGCGUCUUGUUCCUCUCAUUACUCUUGUGGAUAAUGCUAGAGUCAGGGAGAGACUUGAAGUUAUUGAGAUGGAUCAACGUGAAUACACAUUGGAUGAUGAUGACCAAAAGGCGCAGACAGUUAUUUUUAAACCAGAACCUGACAUAGAUGACACUGCUGUGUUGAAAAAAACACUAUCCUGUUCUUAUCCCAACUGUUCUUUCACUGAAGCGCUUAAAAAAGAAAAUGAAAAGCUUAAAUUAGAGCUACAACGGUCACAAGCAAAUUUGGAUAUGAAUCAGUGUCAAGUUAUUCAACGUUUACUAGAUGUCACAGAAGUUGCAGCCUAUUCUGUUCCAGAGAAGUCUUCCCCAGAGAAAAAUCACAAGAAAGAGGAAUACAAUUAUUCUAAAGACCACAGUGACAAUGAGCAUUCAUCUGAUGAAAAACAUCAUGCAAAAGUUGAUAAGCAUUCACAGUCAAGAUAUUCAGUUGCGCAAAAGGAUCUAGUAUCAGCUGGGGGUUCUUAUCAGGAAGAAGAUUGGCACACUGAUUUACUUGCUUGUUGUUCUGAGCCUUCACUCUGUAUGAAGACAUUCUUCUAUCCAUGUGGAACAUUUUCAAAGAUUGCUUCUGUUGCAAGAAACAGGCCCAUAUCCUCUGGAGAAGCAUGUAAUGACUUGAUGGCAUAUUCAUUAAUUUUGUCUUGUUGUUGCUAUACUUGCUGCGUAAGGAGGAAACUUCGGAAGAUGUUGAACAUCACAGGGGGCUUUGUCGAUGAUUUCCUCUCUCAUUUGAUGUGUUGCUGCUGUGCCCUUGUGCAAGAAUGGAGAGAAGUGGAGAUCCGUGGGAUCAGUGGUCCUGAGAAGGCCAAAACAAGCCCUCCACCAUCUCAGUACAUGGAAUAUUAACUAAGAAAUGAAAUCAUCAUUGGUUUGUUUGCGAAUUCAAGGUGACUUGGAGACCAUGGUAAAUUGUAGAGGCUAUCUGUAUUAGAAUUCACAGGAAGGCAGGAAUUAUGUAUUUUUAUUCUCACCGCACCUGGCCUUGUUUUAACUAUGUAUAGAUAGUGACUUUAUUUCAUUGUUCUCGAGAAAAGUUGUUUCUAGAUAUAGUUGAUGCUGUAUCAUAAACCUAUUUUCCCCCCUGGUUUAAUAUAGUCCGAGUUAAUUUAUUGGCA